CGGCCGGGACGCGCGGACACGGAGCAGGACCGCGGGACGGCCGGCCGGCCGGCCGGAGCCCGCAGGGGCGGCGGGGCGGGGGCCCCGGGGAGGCGCCGACCCAAGCCGGCAGCAUGUCAUGGUUUAGUGGUCUCCUGGUCCCUAAAGUGGAUGAACGGAAAACAGCCUGGGGUGAACGCAAUGGGCAGAAGCGCCCACGCCGUGGGACUCGGUCCAGUGGCUUCUGUACACCCCACUAUAUGAGCUGCCUCCAGGAUGCAGAGCCACCCAGCCCCACCCCUGCAGCUCCUGCUCGGUGCCCCUGGCAGGAUGAGGCCUUCAUCCGGAGGGCAGGCCCAGGCAAAGGCGUGGAGCUGGGGUUGCGGGCAGUGGCCCUGGGCUUUGAGGACACUGAGGUGACAGCAGCAGUUGGAACAGCUGAGGUGGCACCUGAUGUGGCACCCAGGAGCAGGCGAUCCUGCUGGCGCCGUCUGGUGCAGGUGUUCCAGUCAAAGCAGUUCCGCUCAGCUAAGCUGGAGCGCCUGUACCAGCGCUACUUCUUCCAGAUGAACCAGAGCAGCCUGACGCUGCUGAUGGCGGUGCUUGUGCUGCUCAUGGUGGUGCUGCUCAUUUUCCACGCAGCACCCACACGCCCUCAGCCUGCCUACGUGGCCCUGCUGGCCUGUGCUGCCACCCUCUUUGUGGUACUCAUGGUGGUAUGUAACCGACACAGUUUCCGCCAGGACUCCAUGUGGGUGGUGAGUUACGUGGUGCUGGGCAUCCUGGCGGCUGUGCAGGUCGGGGGUGCCCUGGCAGCCAACCCGCACAGCCCCUCAGCAGGCCUCUGGUGCCCCUUGUUUUUCGUCUACAUCACCUACACACUCCUACCCAUCCGCAUGCGGGCUGCUGUGCUCAGUGGACUGGGCCUCUCCACGUUGCAUUUGAUCUUGGCCUGGCAACUCAACCGUGGUGACACCUUCCUCUGGAAGCAGCUUGGUGCUAAUGUGGUGCUGUUCCUCUGCACCAACGUCAUUGGCAUCUGCACACACUACCCAGCUGAGGUGUCUCAGCGCCAGGCCUUUCAGGAGACCCGCGGUUAUAUCCAGGCUCGUCUGCACCUGCAGCAUGAGAAUCGGCAGCAGGAGCGGCUGCUGCUCUCGGUGUUGCCCCAGCAUGUUGCCAUGGAGAUGAAAGAAGACAUCAACACAAAAAAAGAAGACAUGAUGUUCCACAAGAUCUACAUCCAGAAGCAUGACAACGUCAGCAUCCUGUUUGCGGACAUUGAGGGCUUCACCAGCCUGGCCUCUCAGUGCACUGCUCAGGAGCUGGUCAUGACCUUGAAUGAGCUCUUUGCCCGGUUUGACAAGCUGGCCGCGGAAAAUCAUUGCCUCAGGAUCAAAAUCUUAGGGGAUUGUUACUACUGUGUGUCAGGGCUGCCAGAGGCCCGAGCAGAUCAUGCCCAUUGCUGUGUGGAGAUGGGGGUGGACAUGAUCGAGGCCAUCUCGUUGGUGCGUGAGGUGACAGGCGUGAAUGUGAACAUGCGUGUGGGCAUCCACAGUGGGCGUGUACACUGUGGUGUCCUUGGCCUGAGGAAAUGGCAGUUUGAUGUGUGGUCCAACGAUGUAACCCUGGCCAACCACAUGGAGGCAGGGGGCCGGGCUGGACGCAUCCACAUCACUCGGGCCACGCUGCAGUACCUGAAUGGGGACUAUGAGGUGGAGCCAGGCCGUGGUGGUGAGCGCAAUGCAUACCUCAAGGAGCAGCGUAUUGAGACUUUCCUCAUCCUGGGCGCCAGCCAGAAAAGGAAAGAGGAGAAGGCCAUGCUGGCCAAGCUGCAGCGGACACGGGCCAACUCCAUGGAAGGGCUAAUGCCCCGCUGGGUGCCUGAUCGUGCUUUCUCCCGGACCAAGGACUCCAAAGCUUUCCGCCAGAUGGGCAUUGAUGAUUCCAGCAAAGACAACCGGGGUGCCCAAGAUGCCCUGAACCCUGAGGAUGAGGUGGAUGAGUUCCUGGGUCGUGCCAUCGAUGCCCGCAGCAUUGAUCAGCUGCGUAAGGACCAUGUGCGCCGGUUCCUGCUCACCUUCCAAAGAGAGGAUCUUGAGAAGAAGGGCAGCAACACCCAGUGCUCAGCUCAGCCCCCUCUCCCUCAGUACUCACGGAAGGUGGAUCCCCGCUUCGGAGCCUAUGUUGCCUGUGCCUUGCUGGUCUUCUGCUUCAUCUGCUUCAUCCAGCUCCUCAUCUUCCCACACUCCACCCUGAUGCUUGGGAUUUAUGCCAGUAUCUUCCUGCUGUUGCUGGUUACUGUGCUGAUCUGUGCUGUAUACUCCUGUGGUUCCCUGUUCCCCAAGGCCCUGCAGCGUUUGUCCCGUAGCAUUGUCCGUUCACGGGCACAUAGCACCACAGUCGGCAUCUUUUCAGUCCUCCUUGUGUUCAUUUCUGCUAUUGCUAACAUGUUCACCUGUGACCACACCCCCAUACGGACUUGUGCAGCCCAGAUGCUGAAUUUAACACCUGCUGACAUCACUGCCUGCCAUCUACAACAGCUCAAUUACUCUCUUGGCCUGGAUGCUCCCCUGUGUGAGGGCACCGCACCCACCUGCAGCUUCCCUGAGUACUUCGUUGGGAACAUGCUCCUGAGUCUUUUGGCCAGCUCUGUCUUCCUGCACAUCAGCAGCAUCGGCAAGUUGGCCAUGAUCUUUGUCUUGGGGCUCAUCUAUUUGAUGCUGCUUCUGCUGGGUCCCCCAGCCACCAUCUUCGACAACUAUGACCUACUGCUUGGUGUCCAUGGCUUGGUUCCAUCCAAUGAGACCUUUGAUGGGCUGGACUGCCCAGCUGCAGGGAGGGUGGCACUCAAAUACAUGACCCCUGUGAUCCUAUUGGUGUUUGCACUGGCGCUGUAUCUGCAUGCCCAGCAGGUGGAGUCAACUGCCCGCCUGGACUUCCUCUGGAAACUGCAGGCAACAGGGGAGAAGGAGGAGAUGGAGGAGCUCCAAGCAUACAACCGGCGGUUGCUGCAUAACAUUCUACCCAAGGAUGUGGCUGCCCACUUCCUGGCCCGUGAGCGCCGGAAUGAUGAACUCUACUAUCAGUCGUGUGAGUGUGUGGCUGUUAUGUUUGCCUCCAUUGCCAACUUCUCCGAGUUCUAUGUGGAGCUGGAGGCAAAUAAUGAGGGUGUCGAGUGCCUGCGGCUGCUCAACGAGAUCAUCGCUGACUUUGAUGAGAUCAUCAGCGAGGAACGGUUCAAGCAACUGGAAAAGAUCAAGACAAUUGGUAGCACCUACAUGGCUGCCUCUGGGCUGAAUGCCAGCACCUAUGAUCAGGUGGGACGAUCCCACAUCACUGCCCUCGCAGACUAUGCAAUGCGGCUCAUGGAGCAGAUGAAGCACAUCAAUGAGCACUCCUUCAACAAUUUCCAGAUGAAGAUUGGGCUGAACAUGGGCCCAGUUGUGGCAGGUGUCAUUGGGGCUCGGAAACCACAGUAUGACAUCUGGGGGAACACAGUGAAUGUCUCUAGUCGUAUGGACAGCACAGGGGUCCCUGACCGAAUACAGGUGACCACGGACCUGUACCAGGUUCUAGCUGCCAAGGGCUACCAACUGGAGUGUCGAGGGGUGGUCAAGGUGAAGGGCAAGGGGGAGAUGACCACCUACUUCCUCAAUGGGGGCCCCAGCAGUUAGCAGGACCCAGCUACAGAUUCCACUGAAGGGACCAAGGUGGGCAUUGAGUGGAUUCUGUGCUUGCUGGGUGGAGUUGUGGCAGGGGGCACUGAGCCUCCAAUCCUUGCUGAAGGCAGAAGGGAACACACCCAGCAUGCUGUACUUGGACCAUGCUCAUCUGCCCUCAGACUGGUGAUCAAGGGGAUACCAAGAGGAUUAUGCAAGUGACUUUCUUAUUCAGUUGAAGUUGUGCUGUUACCUUUCCUUUCUUCCAACUUGUGGGAGCAAGGGAAGGGGCAGUGGUGGCAGGGGAGCUCUUCUGCCCGAGAGAUUAAAGUGGCAACUUGCCUUGCCUGCCCCUUUCUCUGUUUGGGUAACAGGCUCAGGGAUGGGUCCUUCCUUACCCUCCUUCCCCUGGGAAUAUUUUGUACAAAGACUGGAGCCAGGCAUGAGGAGUGCCUAUUCCAUGCUUGCCUUUGCUAUGCCUGCAUCCCCAGCACUGGUCCUGGGUACCCCAGCCCUGGCCAGGUCUCCCUUUUAAGCAUAGAGCAGGAGGGAGAUACCCUGGGGAUCCAGCUCUGUCUACAUUUCAGGGGAAUGUUUCCAUUUGCCAAAUCCUAGUCCCAUGAUUUGUCCCCAAAGGGGAACAAAGGGACCUCUGACAGCUCAGAUUUAGCCCCAAUUCUUGCACACUCCAGGGAAAGGGGUGUUUGGCCUCAUUGGUACUGUGAAAAUGCCCAGCCAGAGAGCAAGCCUGUGUAUGGGGAUGUUAGAUCAGGAGCUGGACAUUCACCUGCAGGUGCCAAAGAGUGCAGGCGGCCAGGGAGGGGGGUGGUGUCAGACUGAUCUGAGGCCCUGAAGUGGCCAGGAUCAGGUUCCUUGGCCCCAGCACUCGCUUGCUCUCUGCUGGCAAGGGGGCAGGGAGCAUCUCUACCCCUUCUAUUGCCAAAUAAAAAAGGGUCAGGGCACAGAGGAAGAUGACCCUGAUCCCAAACCUGGUCUCCCAGGUCUCUGACACUGGGGAGAGCCUGUGUGUUUGUAUAACUGUGUGUGCAUGUUGCUCUUUGUGUGUAUGUAUUUUCCAGGUCUGUGUGUGUCCUUGUACUUUUGCUCCUCAGCUCUCCACCCAGGGUUGCCUCUCUCCCAUGGGCCUCUGUCUUCUGGGAAUAAGGCAGGGUUUCCUAUUUCAAGGGAUGUAGAGAGAUGCCCAGGUUGCACAGGUAUGGGAUGGGGUGUGGUAGCAAAAGGAGGGUGGCCUGGGAAGGGGAAUCCUUUUUGUGCCAAAUCCCUAAGUGCCGUUUGGGGGCCAUAUGUGCAGUAUGACUGUCUCCCUGCCUAGGGCAGGAACCCAAGCACUUGCUUGAGCCCCAGUGCUCCAUGCACUUAAACUGUUUGGGGUUUGUUGAGUAGAGACUCAGGAAUUUCCUGGGUUCCUCAGCCUGUAUCCUGGGAUGUGGUAUGCUUUGGGACUUGGGUAGCAUGGAAUCCCUCUGAGAACCCAGAUACUGGUACUAAGGGAUGGGACAGGGGAACCUUAAACUUGGCUUUUCCAAGUCAUUAGCCUGAGUCUAGUGUGUUCCUGGCUCCCAAUCCCCAUGAAGCCUGUAAGGGCUGGUAGAAGGAUUAGGAGGUUAGACUCACAUUUCCUUCCUCUCCUUUCCUUCCUUUUACCCCUUUGCCUGCAACUUCCUCAACUUUGGCCUGAAUUAGUUGGUGCCUUGGUUUUUCUCUCUGUACCUAUUUAAGCCAGAAGCAUUAGCCUGAAUUUUGCUUGAAGAUCACUUUUGUCUUGGAAGUCAGAGGAGAAUGGGGUUUGGGGGUGGAAGGGGAAGGUAGUGUUCUAGAUCUUCCUCAUAUUCCUUCAGCACCAGCUCCUUGCAGAGAUCUGGUUUCUGGCUCGGUACUGCUUACCUUGGGGAAUCUAUCUCCAUGCAUCAACCAAAUGGGCCACCAGGCACAUCAUUAGCCAAGGCAGAGGAAGGGAAAAGACUAGCUGUUCCAGACAGAAAAUUGACUCCUCUUUGAUAUCUCUGAAUAGGAAGAGACUACUUGGUGCCAGGGAGUAGGAGUGAGGGUGUAAGCCAGAGUGGGAAGACCUCAGCCUUGAAUGACUUGUCUCUGCUUCUUGCCAGGUGGGAGGGGCCUGUCCAUAUCCUUGCUCCCUGUACCACAGUGCCAGCCAUGCCCUUCCCCUGGUUACCAUUGCCUCUUUCCUCACCAGGUGGUGGAGGAGUCAGGGGAUGGGAAGCCAUGGACUUUGGUUUUAUAAAGUAACCACUGUGGGAGUGGGGGAGGGUGGUUGUACCAUGUAUUUCAGUGAAAUAUUUAAUAUAUUUAAAUAUCAAUAAAAUCAAACUCUUUGUAAAA
Marmota monax (woodchuck) is the source of this 6002-nucleotide messenger RNA. It is a transcript of the gene Adcy6, whose product is annotated as adenylate cyclase 6. Gene Ontology annotation, molecular function: adenylate cyclase activity. Lineage: Eukaryota; Metazoa; Chordata; Mammalia; Rodentia; Sciuridae. Bases 114 to 3656 code for a protein of 1180 amino acids. Gene Ontology annotation, cellular component: plasma membrane. Gene Ontology annotation, biological process: cAMP biosynthetic process; adenylate cyclase-inhibiting G protein-coupled receptor signaling pathway; adenylate cyclase-activating G protein-coupled receptor signaling pathway. The record is from RefSeq and is a predicted model, not a curated record. The transcript is spliced from 22 exons.